GUUAGACGUUCCCGAAUGGUUCUGCAAAUUUAUACCUCUAAAAGCGUCCACCAGGGUGGGAGCACACGUGCGAAAAUGGCAGUUUCGUCCAGAGAAUCAGGUUGGCCGAAAGGAAACACACAAUCGCAAUAUUCCGGAAGAUACAUAAGCAGUAAUAACAAUCGUAGCAUGGCUUUAAGUCGAACUGUUCCACUCUAUCCUUUAACAAACUAUACAUUUGGAACAAAAGAACCAUUAUAUGAAAGAGAUAGUUCUGUUCCUGCAAGAUUUCAAAGAAUGAGGCGUGAAUUUGAUAAAUUUGGAAUGCGACAUUCUGCAGAAAGUGUAUUGUUGGUUCACGAACAUGGUUUGCCACAUGUGUUGUUACUUCAACUUGGAACAACAUUUUUCAAAUUACCAGGAGGAGAGUUGGAAGCAGGUGAAGAUGAUGUUGAAGGCUUAAAACGAUUGAUGACUGAAAUUUUAGGACGUCAAGAUGGAGUACAGCAAGAUUGGUUAAUAGAAGAUGUUGUUGGAAAUUGGUGGAGACCAAAUUUUGAGCCUCCUCAGUAUCCAUAUAUUCCCCCACAUGUAACAAAACCAAAGGAGCAUAAGAAAUUAUUUUUUGUUCAACUCCCAGAGCGAGCUUUGUUUGCAGUUCCAAAAAAUUACAAGUUAGUAGCUGCUCCUUUAUUUGAAUUAUAUGAUAAUUCACAAGGAUAUGGACCAAUUAUAUCUAGUUUACCCCAGUCAUUAAGCAGAUGUCUGUCAAAAGCUAUAAUGUGAGUUCUUUAGUAUUUA
Centruroides sculpturatus (bark scorpion) is the source of this 780-nucleotide messenger RNA. RefSeq names its product cleavage and polyadenylation specificity factor subunit 5-like. The transcript has 8 exons. The record is from RefSeq and is a predicted model, not a curated record. Gene Ontology annotation, cellular component: mRNA cleavage factor complex. Lineage: Eukaryota; Metazoa; Arthropoda; Arachnida; Scorpiones; Buthidae. Gene Ontology annotation, molecular function: mRNA binding. Bases 16 to 765 code for a protein of 249 amino acids.